Phytomonas sp. Hart1 is the source of this 1763-nucleotide messenger RNA. The record is from the annotation of a GenBank genome assembly. Lineage: Eukaryota; Euglenozoa; Kinetoplastea; Trypanosomatida; Trypanosomatidae.
GAUUUACGUUUAGUCGCAUUUAUUAUUUCACUUCAUUCUAAGUAGCAUCCACUGACACAGGCACAGACAAACAAACACAGCCACAACAACUGUAGAAGUUAGCACCAUGGCCUCCCAGAUGAUUGCGCUGAACCCCGACAAACGGGAUGACAUCUACUAUCGCUAUAAGAUGCCCGCGGUGAUCACGAAGGUGGAGGGGAGUGGGAACGGUAUCAAGACGGUGAUUCCGAACAUCCACGACAUCUGCCUUGCGAUGAACCGGCCGGAGAAGGUGCUGAUGAAGUUCCUCCAGUUCGAGCUUGGCGCCCAGCUCUACGUCUCGGAGAAGGAUGACAAGUACCUGCUCAUGGGGAGCCACUCCGCAGAGCGUAUGCAGGGGCAAAUCGACAACUUCAUUCGAAAACUCGUCCUGUGCAAGGGCUGCGGGAACCCUGAGACCUCGGUAGGGUUGGAGGGCUCCCAUAAGGACGCGUCAGAUAUCUCGAUGGUCUGUGGGGCCUGCGGAAAGCGCUCCGUGAUGGAACCCCACCGCGUCCUGACCGUGAUGAAGCAGCAUUAUAAGAAAUUCCCGGAGCUAGCGAAGGCCGCCAAGGGCGCCGCCGAGGCCAGAAAGAAAUCUGACCAAAACGACGCCGCGGAUGGUGCGGCAGAUAAUGCGAACAGCAUGAAUAAUUCAAAUGCAGCCAUCUCAUCGCCUCUGCGGGAGAAGGAAACGCGGGCCUUUGCGAAGUCCGAGCUGACCGAUAACCGCGAAAACGUCAUUGACGUCCUCGCCCGCGUGUUUAAAGAAUGCGGGGAGAACCGAAGUCUCCUGAUCGAACGUGUGGUGCGAUUGAUGUCGGAGUACAACGUUAGUGAAACGCAUAUCCCGGCGUUUAUUAUACUCAUGAUGGCGAGCUACAACAGCGAUAAUUUGCUUUCCACAAUGAAGCAAUAUUCUUUCCUAUUACGACGGUUUAAUACCGUCCCGGAGCUCUUCUCGAGACAGGAAACCCAUGACGAGAAGGAGCUCACGGAGCUACGGAAACGCGAGGCGAGGAUACAGAAAACGUUUCUGAAGCAAUGCCAGCUAACCUGUGCGCAGAAUUACAACUCAGAUAAGUUGGCAGUGAUGAUUUUCUUGCUCUAUAUUGAGGGGAUUUUGAAGGACACAAGCAUUAUGACGUGGGCGACGAAAAAGGAAUCCAAGCAAGUUGUAGAUCCGGCGUUGGAUGCGGAAAUGAAGCAAAAGGUGAUGCCAAUUUUGGAAUGGCUUGGGUGUAAUUAAAUGAAAUAAAAAUAAUAAUAAAAAGGGAGGAUUGAGUUGAUUAAAGAAGAAAAAUAAUGGUCUCAGUGUGCAUGACAAGAACCAAUAAGAUAAAAACCUGAUGCACCUUUUCUUUUCAGCCUUUUCUUAACUCAUCUUUCUGUAUGUUUGCGUGUAUGUUGAGGGUAGGGAAAUUUAGCGAGAAAGAGUUUCUAGAAACACUUCUAUACUCUUCAUCUAAAAAAUAUGUCUUAGUUUUCAAUUAUUCACUAUAUUUUCUGUCGAUGAAAGGAGUUCUUGAGGUAAGUGUGAGCAUUUUAUAAAUUUCACUUUUAAUCGAAUCGUUCAUAUCAAUUAUUAAGAAAUUUACUUUACCUUUCUUUUUCGUACGGUCGUAUUUAAUGAUACACUAUCGUGAAGCGGGAAAAAAAUAAAAUGCGGUUGUCUUGAAUGUUAAAUUCUGUGCCUUUCCAUGAUAUUUAACUAUAAAAGAAAUUUUUUAUUCCAGUAUGCGAUA